AUGACCACGUCGGAUACGGGUGCUAUACCACAGGAUCGUAAGCUCCACGACCCAAAUGUGACCUUUGACGAGUACCUCUACUUUGCCAAACAAACACGAGCAGAAGAGGAUGCUCGCCCGCGCACUGGACGCGAGACGUCUUUUUGGUCUCUCAUCUUCCCAUCCAAGUCGGAGGUAGGUGUUGCUCAAAACAAUGGUCCAAGUGAAAUGAACCACAACAGUCUUGCCAUCGUGAGUAAGGAUGAGUGGGCUGACGCUUCGCGUGCCCUACGAACGGCGACCAGAGGUGCCAGCUUCUACCUCAUCACCACGGAUAUUCUGGGCCCAUUUGGCCUUCCAUAUGCUUUCGCUACAAUGGGCUGGGGGCCCGGCAUCGCACUCUACACUGUGUUUGCAGCCCUCGCCGGCUAUUCAGGUUGGCUACUUUGGGACAUGUUUCUAGGGCUGGACUCGUACCAAUACCCAGUCCGCAGCUUUGGGGACAUAGGUUACCGCCUAUACGGACGGUGGUUGCGUCAUAUCUUCAACUUUUUACAGUCCAUCCAACUCUUGCUAAAUGUCGGACUGAUCGUCAUCUCCAAUGGUGAGGCACUCUCGCAGGCUGCCAGAUUCAGACUUUGCUUUGCCGUCUGCUGCCUUGUCUGGGCUCUCAUCGGUAUGGCUGUCGGCCAGAUUCGUACGCUGCAGAAGUUCGGGUGGCUCGCCAAUGCCGCCGUGUGGAUCAACCUCGCCUGUAUGUUUAUCACAAUGGGGGCUGUCGCUCAUGCGCUACCUAACUACGCUGGGGCAUCCCAAAGCGCUGGCGCCGUGAUUGAUAAUGGCACACUUAUCACGCCUGAUGCCGAGGGAAAUUGGCCGCCGGUUCAGACGAGUGGUAGCCUUCCCGGCUCCGAUGGUUUUACUGGUUCUGUGUCAGGCGCCAUGCAGGCCAUUUUCUCAUAUGGUGGCGCAAUGGUUUUUCCUGAGUUCAUGGCGGAGAUGAAGCGGCCGAAGGACUUUCUCACCGCUAUGUGGGCUGCACAAGCAUUUAUCUAUUUCUGGUACAUGUUCUACGGUCUUUUUAUAUACGGCUACCAGGGCCAGUAUGCCAUCAAUCCUAGCUACCUCGGUGUCAGCCAGUACAGCCUCCAAACAGCGGGUAACGUCUUGGCUAUGGUCAGUGCUACUAUAGCAGCAGCUCUCUAUGGCAAUAUCGGGAUAAAAGUCAUCUAUAAUGCUAUCUUUGUUGAGUGGUUCCGAGCCCCAACACUUACGAGACCAUUCGGCAAGGUGGCCUUCGGGAUGCUGGUGCCCUUGUACUGGUCUACCGCCUUCGCCAUCGCAGCGGGCAUUCCUAACUUCUCGGGAUUGACGUCGGUAGUCUCGGCGGUGUGUAUCUUGCAGUUUACCUACACAUUUCCGCCGAUAUUGGCGCUGGCCUUCUAUGUCCGGAAGCAUGCGCUAGUUGACGGAGAAGGCUACAACCCGGCAACGGGUCGCACGACACACGGCGAUUCGGGUAUUCGUCGUUGGGUUCGUGGCUCCGUCGCCCGUAGGUGGUACGUCAACAUUUUUAACGUCUUCUACUUCCUCGGCUCCUUGGCACUGGCGGCUCUGGGCGCAUACUCGUCUAUUGAGGUCCUGAAAGCCGCCUUUGGAGACAACACGACCAACUCGUAUGUUUGCAAGAGCCCGCUGGAUGGCUCUUAG
This is a messenger RNA of Truncatella angustata, 1689 nucleotides long. RefSeq names its product putative amino acid transporter. Gene Ontology annotation, cellular component: vacuolar membrane. Bases 1 to 1689 code for a protein of 562 amino acids. The transcript has 6 exons. Gene Ontology annotation, molecular function: amino acid transmembrane transporter activity. The record is from RefSeq and is a predicted model, not a curated record. Gene Ontology annotation, biological process: amino acid transmembrane transport. Lineage: Eukaryota; Fungi; Ascomycota; Sordariomycetes; Amphisphaeriales; Sporocadaceae.